CCUAUGGAUACUCAAGUUUGCGGUUCUAGAGUUCCUCCACCGAUUGACCCGAGCCACAUGGGAACGAACAUGGCAGACAUCUCUCUAUAUUAUUCGCAUCAUCCUUGCAGCUACCUUCCUCGCCGUUGUCAUUAGCGACUUUGUCGAAUGUCGCCCUUUUAGUCAUUAUUGGCAAGUUUUGCCCGACCCUGGUGGUCAAUGUCGCCAAGGUUAUGUGCAGCUUCUGACCAUGGCGGUCUGCAACGUCAUCACCGACUUAUUACUCGUCAUCUUUCCCAUCCCAAUCAUUGUGACGAGCGGAAUGACGAUCAAGAGAAAGAUACAGCUCGUCCUUCUCUUUUCACUCAGUCUAUCUGUUGUAGGAGUGACUCUCUACCGUGUACCGCAUAUCAUCGAGGAGAAUGGACGUCAACAAUAUCGAUCUCUUCUAGCCUCGGUCGAGCUCCUGUUUGCCACGGCGGCGGCUAACUCGCUAGUAUUGGGAUCUUUCAUGCGAGACCGGGGUAUCAAAAAGCAAAAAUUUCGCCGAUCAUCCGUCGCCGAGUCACUCGAUCCUUCUCUCAAUCUUCGCCGCCCAACUUUGCAUCGACACUGGGGGAGUGAUGAAGACCUUGUGCGGGAUGUUGGCAUGACUGUCGACCCGGAACUACAGGACCAGCCCGACAAUUCAAGCGAGAAUGGUGCUCUACAAUAUACCCCUGCACCUCUUGUCCGAAAGCUGGAUCAGGAUCUCGAGCGCUGGCAAUUCCCACAAAGACAACGCAGUAACGCGGAGCAUAGCGAUGAUUCUCUGAUUCAACAUGAUCCACUCUCCCGGUCGAAGAGCGAGAACAGUCCAGCACCAAGAAGGGUGUCUUUCUUUGACGUGGGUGGCUUACUCGAUGUCCCGCCAGAGAGUUCCGGCAGUGUACGAGCAAACAGCCGUGAUUCAUCUAAAGAGGAUUCAGCACAGUCUUACACACCUCCUGUGCCUUCAUUGCCGGCCAGUUCGGGCGGGUUUCGUCGGGGUUCAACUGCGUUACUCCAGGAUAUCGGUGGUCUUUUUGGGCCUGCGAACACUAGGCAAAACCGAUCCAAGCCUAAAUACGGAGGCACCGAACUCCAACCGAUACCGCAAUCCCGACAAGAGUCGCGACAAGGCAGCCAUGCACAGUUGGGGACAGAGCUGAGAGAUCCUGGCGGGCUCUUGAAUUAGAGUGACGAUUGCCAUUGGCAUGUACACCUUGUUUCCUUUGCGGCGACAACCACAUUUUCAUCAUCAAAUCUAUUGGAUCAUGGACUCAUAGACAUUUCCGCGGCCAUGGGCGUUCUUACAAUCGGCAUUUCGGGUUACUUAUAUUUAGCAGGACAGGAGUAACGCGUGGGAAGGAUUAUUUGGGUAUUUGGGGGCCGUAUUGAGGCCAGACAUAUGGGAUUCAAGUACAAUUACUAAUGUGCUUUACGAUUUGCAGGCUCAAUAUGGGCCAUUGUUUUCGCCAGGAUGGCAUGGAUAUUGGUUAGAUAUACCCGGCGAAAGCCAAGUUA
This is a messenger RNA of Fusarium graminearum PH-1, 1524 nucleotides long. RefSeq lists its product as uncharacterized. The transcript has a single exon. The record is from RefSeq and is a predicted model, not a curated record. NCBI's taxonomy places the organism in Eukaryota, Fungi, Ascomycota, Sordariomycetes, Hypocreales, Nectriaceae. The coding region runs from base 302 to 1195 and encodes 297 amino acids.